AUGAUACUCACUCGAUCCUUCCAUCUGCUAGCCACUGCAUGCUGGUUUACUACCCAGAUACUUGGAGAUCUUACUUGCAAGACAACGCCUCUCGACAGCAAUUGGCCAUCCGACGCCGACUGGACCGCUCUUAAUGUUUCGAUCAAUGGUACCUUGAUCAGGUCAGCUCCCGUAGCAUCUUCUUGUUAUGAUGGAAAUCCUUUCAACUCGACCGAAACAUGCGAAUAUGUUGAAGCAAAUUGGAAGCUUGCUACUUUCCAUGCUGCAACUCCAGAAUCGGUUAACGCCGUGCUUUUCGCGAACAACUCUUGUUUACCUCCUACCGAAUCGGACUUUACAGUGCAAAAAGGUUGCUCGAUAGGAGGAGCACCACAGUAUGUUGUUAAUGCGACAACUGAAGCACAAAUCGCAGUGGCGGCAGCUUGGGCAUCAGAACGAAACAUAAGACUUGUUAUCAAAGGAACUGGACACGAUCUGAAUGGCCGAUCCAGCGGAGCUUACUCUUUGUCCAUCUGGACACAUAACUUCAGGAACAUUCAGUUCAACGCCUCAUGGCCACUGCCGGGUUGUAAUAAGACCGAAGAUGUCGUAAUUGCUGGAAGUGGGAACAUCUGGCACGAUGUCUUACUCGCAGGAGCAAAAUUCGGAAAAGUCGUCGUAUCCGGUGGCGCAUAUGAUGUUGGGCUUGGUGGUUUUAUUCAAGGCGGUGGCCAUGGACCACUUUCGAGUACUUACGGUCUUGCCGCUGAUCAACUUCUUCAAGCUCGGGUCAUAACAACGAACGGUACAAUUCUCGUCGCCAACUCAGCGCAAAACCAAGAUCUGUUGUGGGCCCUCCGCGGCGGCGGCGGUGGUCAAUAUGGGAUCGUCAUAGAGUAUAUACUUAAGGCCUAUCCUACCCCAAGUUCCGUCGUAACCGGAGGUCUGUCACUCUCGGCUGUUGGUCGGGACAAUUCCAGUAUUGCUGCUCUCUGGAAUGCGUUUGGUCUAUUAAUGCAAAGUUUACCAGAUCUUAUGGAUGCUGGGCUCGCAGGCGCCAUGACAGCAACUACACCUGGUUCAAUAUCUGCUAGUGACGUUGCCUUGUCGUCUAGAGGGCUGUCUGCAGAAAUUAGCUUUUUUGGCUACAACAUCACAGCCUGUGAAAUGACCGCCAUUGUUCAACCGGUCAUCACUAAGCUAAGGGCUCAGGGGAGCCAUUCAAGUUUUGCUAUAACGUGGGACAAGCCAAGCACUUUUUCGACCUUCUCGGAUUUCUUCGACUCAACCAACGGAUCACCGAGUUCUGCUGGGGGAGGGUCGAUGAUGUCGAGCAGAUUACUUGGCCGUGGUGAACUCUCCGACUCCACGCAGGCACAGGUUGUAUCAUACUUGCAGCGAGUAAUGACUCCCCAGAAUGAAUCGAGUGGGGGCUUCAUGGUAGUUGGUCUACAAGGUGGGCCGGGGCCAGCAAAUGUCCCCAAGGAUAUGCGUGGUGCCUUAAAUCCUGUCUGGAGAUCUGCAUAUCUUCACACCAUAGUCCUAGGUGCUUCGAUCGACUCAUCUUCGGACCCCCAAACAGCUUUGUCGUCAGCGGCAGAAUGGGUAAAUUCUUACACCGAGCCAAUAUGGCAACAAUGGGCGCCAGCUUCGGGUGCUUACAUGAAUGAGGGAAACCCUUUCAAUCCCAAUUUCAAACACGACUUCUAUGGUACCAGUUAUGAUCGUCUCCUUGAGAUCAAGCAAAAGUAUGAUCCAACAGACAGUCUUUUUGUCUUGACAGGCGUUGGUAGCGAUCGGUGGGAUUACAAUCUUAACACUGGGAAACUCUGCCAGACUUCGGAGAAGUAG
Molecule: messenger RNA, 1830 nt
Organism: Glarea lozoyensis ATCC 20868
Lineage: Eukaryota; Fungi; Ascomycota; Leotiomycetes; Helotiales; Helotiaceae
Product: FAD-binding protein
Exons: 2
Coding region: 1-1830 (609 amino acids)
Molecular function (GO): FAD binding; oxidoreductase activity
Source: RefSeq, a predicted model, not a curated record